GCAGAGAGAUAUCUGAAUCCUCUGGUAUUCAUGAAGUCAUAACGUGCAAGGCGUACGAUAGAGCAAAAGCCUAAUAUGGCAUCCUAAAGAUACUUUCAUGUGCUGACGACCAAUACAAUGACCAGGAAAAUUUGGAAGGCAAGCCCAACCCAAGAGGCUUUGUUUCUUCACCCUCUAAAGUUGGAUAUGCAGACAAAAAUUAAAUCAGAAAACAAUUUCUCCGGAAAUCCCCCGUCUCCUUUACUCGUUGCGUUUCAGCAAAGCUAUUUUAUUCUACACAAGCAACCCAAAAAAAAAAAAAAAAAAAAAAAAGAGGAACAAUCUAGAGCCAAACUUGCUUGUUACUAUUUCAUUAUUGGAAUCCCACUCGUAAUCUUUUCCCACUGACAGAAUUUUAAAGAAGCUUGUGGUUUCAUAACGGUCAUGCAAAACUUGAGUAAAACACACAACCCCUAAAACUGCUUCUUUUUCCAACUAAUUUCAGACACAUGGCACGAAAGCUUAGAAAGUGUACUCCCGGAAUUCUGCUAAAGGCUGGCUUAUCCACAAUACGGUUUCUGAUACUUGUAAGGCAAAACUACAUACCCUUCCCUCCCUUUACCUCUACUCAAGUUGUAUUUCUUCGCGCUACUUAUAAAUAGAAUCCCUCAGGCUAAAUAUGCUGAACAUAAACCAAGAAAGCCUAUCAAAAUAACAGAAAGAAAAGAGAAUUUAGAAAGGUUUUGUGGGUCAUGGAAAUCAAGGUGGAUGCUGAGGAAUACCCAAAUCACAACGAUGAACAAAAGCUCCCCCUCCUGAAAGAUAUACCCACACCAAUUGCAGAUGGGAAAACCCUCGUGCAGAAAGCCAUAAGCCAGACAUUUCAAAGCACAGCCCAUUUAGCCAACCUUUUACCUACAGGAACAGUUCUUGCUUUUCAACUUCUAUCACCUAUAUUCACAAACCAAGGUAAUUGUGACCCUGUCAGCCGGUCCAUGACUGCAGGGCUUGUAGCUCUCUGCGGGAUGUCGUGUCUUCUCCUGAGUUUUACUGAUAGCUUUAGGGACAAGAAUGGAAAUGUUUGUUAUGGGUUUGCCACAUUUAGAGGCCUGUGGGUUAUCGAUGGUUCAGCUAUCCUUCCAACUGAUGAAGCUGCAAAAUACCGUUUGCAAUUUAUAGAUUUCAUGCAUGCCUUCAUGUCAAUACUUGUGUUUGCAGCCGUUGCAUUAUUUGAUCAAAAUGUGGUGAGAUGCUUCUAUCCAACACCAUCAGAGGAGACUCAGGAAGUGCUCACAUCAUUGCCAGUUGGUAUUGGUGUCUUUUGCAGCAUGUUGUUCAUGGUUUUUCCUACAAAGCGCCAUGGAAUAGGCUUCCCACUCUCUGUAAAUUAAUGCUUCUUUUUUCGUGUGGUUGAUGUAUUUGUGACUCCUUGUUUCUGAGAGGAGAAGUCUGUCUAUUCAUGUGUAUCAAAACAUUCCUUCAUUCCAUUCUCAUCAAAAGUGCCAUCACAAGAUGAAUCGUGGCAAUUGCAAACAUCUCUGCAAGAAGAGAAAAAAAGAACAAAAAGAAAAAAAAAAAAGGAAA
Molecule: messenger RNA, 1563 nt
Organism: Ziziphus jujuba (common jujube)
Lineage: Eukaryota; Viridiplantae; Streptophyta; Magnoliopsida; Rosales; Rhamnaceae
Product: protein DMP4
Exons: 1
Coding region: 732-1370 (212 amino acids)
Biological process (GO): endomembrane system organization
Source: RefSeq, a predicted model, not a curated record